AUGAACAAGUUUUUGGUUUUCGCAAGUGUUCUGGUUUGCGCCUCCGCAGACAUUGGACUUAAAAUUAGGGAAGGUACUCCAGCCGGAAGUUACUUACCAGGAUCUCCGCAAACCUACGGAUCCGGAUCCAACUCUUACGGUUCUUACAGCAAUGGUCCACAACAAGCGCAUUACGCUCCAAGCGGAUACUCCGGUUCCAGCAACUACCAUGGAGUAGCUCCACAGGGAAGCAGCGGUUACACCUCCUAUGGUAACGCUCCACAAUCCAGCUACAGCUCUUACGGAAGUGCCCCACAAUACAGCUCCUACGGUGGUUCUGCUCCACAAUACGGUGGACACUUCGUUCAACAGAACUUUGCCGGAGUCCCACAAGCCGUACAACACCAUAAGUCCUUCUUCUUCGACGCCCCAGAGAAUUUGGGUGAAACCCAUGUUCGCGUCCACGUGCAACCAUCCGCCGCCGCCGCUGACAAUACCAUUUACAUCAAGGCUCCAUCCUACAACUCCAGGGUUGUCCCACACUUCAACAUCGCUCAACAGCAACAAUCUGCUGGCAAGACCAAGGUCAUCGUUUUGGUGAAGAAACCAGAGGAGCAACAAGACAUCGUAGUCCCAGCCGCCGUCCAAGGACCAGCCGCCAAACCAGAAGUCGUCUUCGUCAAGUACAGCAACCAGCAUGAGGCCGAACAGAAGAUCAGAGACAUCCAAGAUGGUGCUUCCAGCGGAGACAGCGCCAAGGUCGUCUACAACCACCGCGAGUUGGUCAGUUCCAUCAAGGAUGAACCAACUCAUCACGACAUCUCCUACGGUGGUCCAUCAACUGUAUACGGCGGAGUUGGUUCUUCCGGACAUUCCAUCUCCACCCUUCCAGGUGGUAACCAGCACCACGAGACCCACUACGGCCCAGCCGGCGCGAGUGGCCCAUACUAA
Nicrophorus vespilloides is the source of this 930-nucleotide messenger RNA. RefSeq lists its product as uncharacterized. NCBI's taxonomy places the organism in Eukaryota, Metazoa, Arthropoda, Insecta, Coleoptera, Silphidae. The record is from RefSeq and is a predicted model, not a curated record. The coding region runs from base 1 to 930 and encodes 309 amino acids. The transcript is spliced from 2 exons.